Messenger RNA from Setaria italica (foxtail millet), 650 nucleotides. RefSeq names its product early nodulin-93. The transcript has 4 exons. NCBI's taxonomy places the organism in Eukaryota, Viridiplantae, Streptophyta, Magnoliopsida, Poales, Poaceae. The record is from RefSeq and is a predicted model, not a curated record. The coding region runs from base 99 to 449 and encodes 116 amino acids.
UCUCCAUCAGCGCCGGUGAUCACUAGUGAAGUGAGAACCUCCUCCUCGGUCGUCGUCCACACAAAACUAGCCCUAGGCCCUAGCAGCUUUAGAUCACCAUGCCGACCCCGGCGACCCGCAAGUCCCUUGACGAGCAGCGUGCCCUAGCCAAGCAAUGCUCGCGAGAGGCGGCACUCGCAGGCGCUAAGGCUGCAGCUAUAGCGACCGUCGCCACUGCCAUCCCCACCCUGGCGAGCGUGAGGAUGUCGCGAUGGGCGAAGGCCAACAUCAACCCUGCUGGCCAGGCCCUCAUCAUCUCCACUGUGGCUGGCAUGGCGUAUUUCAUCGCCGCCGACAAGAAGGUGCUCUCACUGGCGAGGCAGCACUCCUACGAGAACGCACCGGAGCACCUCAGGGACACCUCCUACCGGGGCACCGGUCGUCACCACCCGUCCUUCUUCAGGCCAUGAUCGAAGAAGAAGCUACCUCUUGAGCAGUGCGUAGUUCUCAACCGUCGAUGUUGCGUUGGAUGUCUAAUAAAUAAUUUACCAUAUGCUAUACUUGUCAGCCAGUACUAGUCUAUACUAUCUACUAGCUAGUACUACACCUGUACACAUCGAUGUGCUUGGAGAAACUAUAAUAUAUGUGUGUGGUGCUCAAGUUUAUCGUAA